Molecule: messenger RNA, 10666 nt
Organism: Nerophis lumbriciformis (worm pipefish)
Lineage: Eukaryota; Metazoa; Chordata; Actinopteri; Syngnathiformes; Syngnathidae
Product: protocadherin-16-like
Biological process (GO): homophilic cell-cell adhesion
Cellular component (GO): plasma membrane
Molecular function (GO): calcium ion binding
Source: RefSeq, a predicted model, not a curated record
AAUAAAUUACAUUUGGGGGCAGAAAGAAGUCCACGGCUUGGCCUCACUCGCGUUCUCGCUCGCAGUCAGCCUGCGGUGGCGGCAAGGAAAAGUCCUCUUCAGGAAGUUCUCCUCAAGUUUGCAUCUGAACGAACCUGAGGAAAGGAGCUAGGAAAGGAGCUAGGAAAGGAGCCAAAAGACCUCCCGCUGAGGAACGCGUGAAGAUGGACGCGAGUCUCGCUUUCUGAGAGGACUUCGUUCUGCUCGGAGGACCUCGGGUCUCGCCUUGUGGAGAUAAACCCACGAAUGUUUAGGACAAGGAGCUGCAAUGAAGACAGCUGCCGAAGGUUUGGGGAAGUCUGCGAUGGACGGCCGGUGGACGAGGAGGGCGGUGCUCGUGUUCUACGUGGUCCUGGAGCUCGUGGCGGUCUAUUCAGCCGUGGUCCGAGGCACCCUGGAUCUGCAGCUGGAUGAGGAGCAGCCGGCGGGGACCAUCAUCGGCGACAUCAGCGCGGGGCUGCCUCCUGGUGUCACGGCGUCGCUCUACUUCAUCUCCGACCACGAGGGAACCGGCGUGAGCACCGACUUGGACAUCGACGAGAGCACGGGGAUUAUUAAGACCGCCAAGGUUCUGGACCGCGAACUGAGGGACAGAUACAACUUCAUUGCGGUCACCAUGACAGGCGUGACCGUGGAAGUGACCGUCAAGGUGAACGACAUCAACGACCACGGUCCGACGUUUCCAAAAAGGCGAGCCGCUUUUAGAAUUCCCGAGCAGACGGCCAUCGGGACCAGGUUUCCCCUAGACCCGGCAGUGGAUGGAGAUAGAGGUCACUUCACCACACAGGGCUACCUCAUUAAAGAUGGAAACAUUGGUCAGGCGUUUACCUUGGAGACCCGGAGGGGAAGCAAUGAAGUUCUUUAUCUGGACUUGGUGGUCAACGCCAUUCUGGACCGAGAGAAAAGAUCCACCUAUACGCUGUCACUGGAGGCCUUUGAUGGGGGCUCUCCCCAAAGAACCGAUCAGAUGAUACUUGAAGUUACUGUCCAGGAUAUAAACGACAACGCUCCUGUGUUCAACCAGAGCCGCUAUCACGCCAUCAUCUCAGAGAACCUGCAACCAGGGAAUAACAUCCUGCAGGUGUUCGCCACAGACGCCGACGAAGGAGACAACGGCGUGGUGACGUACGAGAUCAACCGAAGACAAAGCGACCCGGACCGUUAUUUUGUCAUCGAACCCCACACUGGCGUCAUCACCCUAAAUAAAGACUUGGAUUUCGAGAUGCGGCGAGUCCACGAGCUGGUGGUCCAAGCCCAAGAUAACGCGACGCACCCGGAGGUGACCAACGCAUUUGUGACCAUUCACGUCAGAGACUACAACGACAACCAGCCCACCAUGACUAUCAUCUUCCUCAGCGAGGAUGGGUCUCCCCAGAUCUCAGAGGGCGCUCAGCCAGGGCAGUACGUGGCUCGGAUUUCCGUCACAGACCCAGACUACGGCGAAUACGCCAAUGUCAACGUGUCGCUAGAAGGUGGAGAUGGCAAAUUUGGUCUGACAACCAAAGACAAUAUUAUCUACCUGGUCUGCGUGGAUCAGAUCCUGGAUCGGGAGGAGAGAGACAUAUACGAGCUGAGGGUCAUGGCCACAGACUCGGGAACGCCUCCUCUCCGGGCAGAGUCCUCCUUCACCAUCCAGGUGACCGACGUCAACGACAACCCGCCGCUGUUCGACCAGCAAGUAUACCGGCAGGUCAUACCGGAAGUGGUGUUUCCGGGGAGUUUUGUGCUCCAGGUGACAGCCAGAGACAAAGACCAGGGUCCCAACGGGGACGUUAGCUACCGCAUCCUUCGAGAUAAAGGCGCCUUCGCCGACUGGUUCAGCAUAGACGCGAUCACGGGGAUUGUCACCACUCUGUCCCAGCUGGAUUACGAGAAGAACCCCAAUCCCAGUAUAACCGUGCUGGCCACAGACGGAGGGAAACCCCCGCUGUCAUCCACCGCCGUGGUCCACGUCGUACUGCAGGAUAUAAACGACAACGAGCCAGUUUUUGACGCCAACUUCUACAACGUCUCCAUCAACGAGGACACGGCCGCGGGGACAUGCAUCCUGGAGGUGACGGCGACGGACGCAGACGGCGGCUCUUUCGGCUCCAUCAGCUACUCCCUGGGCUCGGGCCUCAACAGCGCUGUUAGCUCUCGGUUCACCAUCGACAAGGAGACCGGAGUCGUCUGCACCCGUGCCGCGCUGGAUCGAGACCUGGGCCAGAGCAGCUACGACUUCACGGUCACUGCGGUGGACGGGGGCGGACUGAGCACACUGGCCUACGUGAAGGUAGACCUGAUGGACGUUAACGAUAAUAGACCCGCCUUUUACCCGCUGAGCUACGCUGUCAGUCUGAGCUCCCAAAGCGCUCCCGGGACUUCUGUGGUCCGAGUCACAGCCCAAGACCCGGACUCGGGGGAAAAUGGCAGGAUUACCUACCAAACCGUACAUGGGGGCUCCUCUCCCUACUUCACUCUCAACAAAGACACAGGUGUGAUCUCUCUUUCCCGGCCCGUCCACGGCAAGGCCAACACGGUCAUACCGAUGGUGAUCUCAGCCCAGGACGGCGGAGGUCUGGUUGCCCUGGUCCAUGCCAAGGUCAACAUCAGCGUGGUGGCAGGUCUGGUGGCGGCCCCUGCCUUCGAACAAGCGCAGUACUACUUCACAGUUUCCGAGGACGUAUUGCAGGGCACGGUCGUGGGUACCGUUCGGGCCAAAAGUAAGACAGGCUCUUCGAGAGAUAUUGCCUACACCAUCAGCUCCGGGGACCCCACAGGGUACUUCACAGUGGAUCCCGACACCGGUGUCCUGCGCUCCAGUCUGUCCUUGGAUCACGAAACCCAGUCGUCUCUAGACUUGGAAGUGCAAGUCCGCACCGGUAACCCCCCAGCCUUUGGUCAGACUCGCGUGCGCAUCACCAUCGAGGACGUCAAUGACAACCCGCCUGUGUUUCUUCCCUCUUCCUCCGAGUCCCUGCUGCUUCCAGAGCAAACUGAAAUGGGAACUGUCGUGUGUCGCAUACAAGCUGAGGACAGGGACUCUGGAGCUAACGGCCAGCUCUCCUUUGACCUGUCCUCUCCGGUCGGUGUCCAGAGGACCUUUAGCAUAGAACGCAGCAGUGGGGAGGUACGACUGGUAGGGGUCCUCAAUUAUGAAAGUAUUCCCCGCUUUGAUCUCCAAGUGAUUGCCAAAGACAACGGAGUGCCUCAGCUGAGUGCUACAUUCAUGCUUGUGGUUCAUGUUCAAGCAGAGAACGACCAAGGGCCAAUGUUUGAUACCCUCAGCUACCGAGUGGAACUAAAAGAAGGCACUCCAAUAAAUACACGCUUUCUGCGGGUCCGGGCUUUGAACAGAGAAACAUCCGGCUCCGGUUACUUCAGCCCUCUUUCUUACCACCUGCGCCCGGAUGGCGACGCCGUCGGCUUCGGCAUCGCCGCAGACAGCGGCUGGCUCUUUGUGAAGAGCGCCCUGGACCGAGAAGUCAAGGACAUGUAUCUCCUAACAGUGCUGGCCACUGCGGGUCAGGGACAGCUGAAAAGGACCGGCAGCGCCACGGUGCGGAUAUCCGUGACGGACGAGAACGAUAACUCUCCACGGCUCACACAGGCACGGAUCUUCAUGGCGGUGAAAGAAAACUUGCCGGCGGGGACGGGCUUCGGUCACGUGUUGGCGACCGAUCGGGACAGCGGCCCCAAUGGACGCCUUGGAUACCGCCUACUGCACCCCGACCGCAACUUCCACAUAAACUCACACACAGGCGAGAUGAGCACCAGGGCCACUCUGGACCGAGAGCAGCAGUCCAGUUACCAGCUGGCGCUGGUCGUUCAAGAUGGAGGCUCGCCCGCUCGCAGCGCCACCGGCACCGUCUUCAUAAGUGUCCUGGAUGACAACGACAACGCUCCGAUAUUUACCCACAGUCAGCCUGGGAAAAAGAUGAUCUUCCAGGUGUCAGAGGGUCAGGCCUCUGGGGUUCUUCUGGGUACCAUACAAGCCAAAGACCCCGAUGAAGGAGAGAAUGGCACAGUUGUCUACUCUUUGUCAGGUCCGAGGAGCGAGCGCUUCUUUCUGAACCCCAACUCCGGCGAGCUCCACUCGUCGUCCCCCCUCAUCCACUCGGAGCGUUCCGAGUACGCGGUGACGGUGACGGCCACGGACAGAGGACUGCCGCCUCGGAGCGCCUCCUGCCCCCUCACCAUCCAGGUUCUGAGCCUGAACAAAUCGUCUUCAAAGGCCAACUCGCAUUCUGUCGCUUUCAACUCGGUGGAAGAGGCCCAGCCGGGUUCAGUCAUCGGUUCAGUCCGCCUCCACGGGGGAGAGAACCCGGCAGGGGGAGAGGUGACCUACGUGGUGGUGGGGGGGACGGACAGGGACGGCACUUUUGUCGUGGAUCGCCUAACCGGAGACGUCUACCUGGCCCGUCCUCUUGACUAUGAGCAAGACCAUCACUACACGCUCCAGAUCGAGGUGGACGACUUCUCUCAGGCACCGCCCGUCAGCACCCUCAUCAGUCUUGACAUUAACGUAAAGGACAGCAAUGACCACGCCCCUCAGUUCCCAGAGGACCCCGUUACUAUCGUCAUCUCUGAGAGCGUCCAGCCAGGCACGUCCGUCUACACCUUCCAGGCCACAGACAAGGACGGCAGUGGGCCCAAUAGUGACCUGAGGUACUCCGUCCUCCAACAGUGGCCCGACAUACCCGACCUACUCACCCUUGAUGCUACUACCGGGGUCCUAACUCUAAACCAAGAGCUGGACCACGAGGUCAACCCCAGCUUGAUACUGGUCGUAAAGGCAACGGACUCCGCCCUGGACGCCGGUGAGAGGCAGUGGAGUUCAGUCACAGCGAGGAUUUACGUGACGGACGAGAACGACAACGAGCCGGUGUUCAGCUCGCCGGCGGCGGUGAGCGUGAUGGAGGAUCAGCCCGUCGGCUUUGUGGCGCUCUACGUCAUGGCCAGGGACGCGGACCGAGGGGAGAACGGCAGGGUGACCUACAGGGUCCAGUCAGGGAACACAGGCGGAACCUUCAGCCUCAACCCAAACACUGGGUCUCUGUCCAUCUUCAAACCUCUGGACCGGGAGGAGCAGGACGUCUUCAACCUGACCAUCGUGGCCGAGGACCACGGCGCCCCCCGCCGCUCGUCCAGUCAGCUGCUGUGCGUCUUCGUGGUGGACGUCAACGACGAGACGCCGCGGUUCGAGGAGAGCCUCUACGAAGCCCAGGUCGCAGAGAACCAGCCUCCGGGAACGACUGUGCUGACGGUGUUGGCCUUAGACCUGGACCAAGGGACCAACGGCCAGGUGACGUAUGGCGGGGUCUCCGUGGAGCCUUUCACCGUGGACAGCGUGACAGGCGUCAUCACCGCCACCAGGCCGCUGGACAGGGAGCUGCAGGAGCACUACACACUGACAGUUUACGCCAAAGAUGGCGGCCUUCCCCCGAAUUACGCCAAAGCCUCGGUGAGGAUCCGCGUGCUGGACGAGAACGACAACGCCCCGGUCUUUGGUCGCCUCUACUACAGCAUCCAGGUGCCCGAGAACUUGGAGCCCUUGCUUCUGUUCACGCUGCGAGCCACAGACCAGGAUGCAGGGGCCGGCGGGAGGAUGGAGUUCAGGAUCGCAGCCGGAGACGCUGCGGGAGAUUUCCACCUGGACGCGCAGUCCGGUGCGCUGUCCACCUCCGGGCCCCUGGACCGGGAGAGAAGAGCGAGCUACACGCUCACGGUCAGCGCUCGGGACGGGGGCCGCCCGUCCCUUAGCAGCACCGCCACCGUGGAGGUGAGCGUCAUGGACAUGAACGACCACGGCCCGCAGUUCACCAGCAGCAGCUACACCGCAGACGUGUCCGAAGACGUACCGAUCGGUUCCUUAGUCCUGGACGUGAAAGCCACCGACCUGGACCAGGGCGCCAACGGCCAGGUUGUGUACUUCCUGGGCCGUGGCUCCAAGAGUAUGUUCAUGGUGGACCAGAACACGGGCCGCGUCAUCACGGCGGCGCCCCUGGAUCGAGAGAGAACCGCCUCCUACACCUUCGAAGUGUGCGCCGCCGACUCCUCGCCCUCGGACCCUCGCAACACCACCGCGCAGGUCACCGUCCACAUUCAGGACGUCAACGACAACGCUCCCUUCUUCAUUCAGGACCCGCUUGUUUUGAACAUCUCAGCGAGCGGCGUUGCCGCCCGGCGAGUGCUGGCCACCAUGAGGGCCGAGGACAAGGACUUUGGCGCCAACGGCUCCGUCUUCUACCGCUUCGCCCACCCUGUGAGGGGUUUCACCAUCAACUCGCUGACGGGAGACAUCCAGGCCACAGAGAAGCUGCAGACCAUGACCCAGGCCCAGAGGACCUUGAUCGUGCAGGCCAUGGACCAGGGCAACCCGGCCCAGUCCUCCUUGGGGGUGGUGGUGGUCUACAUUAAGGAGCAGGACUACAGGGGCAUUCGCUUCUCCCGCACGGCACGGGACGUCAGUCUGCAGGAGAACGCUGCCACAGGCACAGUGGUAACACAGACCCGAGCCCAGUACCCUGACGGAUCUCAAACCGGUGUCAGCUACAGUCUCUUCAGCGGAAACCGAAUGCAGUCUUUUGGAAUAAACACUGUGACGGGGGACAUAUGGGUGCAGAAGUCUGAAGGGCUGGACUACGAGGAGACCCCCAAACUCCGCCUCGUGGUGAAAGCUGAGACGGCGUCCUCCAGCUCCUUCAUGGCAGUGAACCUGGUUCUGCAGGAUGUCAAUGACAAUUUGCCUCGCUUCCAGCUCCAGAAUUAUGUCGCCUACAUCCGAGAGGCACAGGGUCACGAUUUUCCCAUUAUCCAGGUCGCAGCGGACGACCUGGACCAGGGUCAAAACGGUCAGGUGACUUACUCCAUUAGGUCAUCGUCCACGAGCGGUUUGUUCAAGAUCGACCCGCUGACUGGCAGCAUCAGCACGGCAGCCAUCAUGGACCGGGAGAUUUGGGCGCAGACAAAGCUGGUGGUCACCGCAACAGACCGAGGAAUCCCACGACUGGCAGGCUCCGCCACCCUGACUGUGAUCGUCAUCGAUCUCAACGACAACAGUCCCAUGAUUCCCCUGCCUCGGGAGAUCAGAGUGCCCGAGGACACUCUGAUUGGCACGGUUAUCAGUCAGGUGACAGGAAACGACGUGGAUUCCGGACCAGCCCUCUCCUACACGCUACACCUGGAUAGCGACAGCAAGGGCAUGUUUGGAAUCCACUGCUACGGAGGAGGCGUGUCCCUGGCCGGAGCGCUGGACUACGAGGAGAGGACCUGGUACACCCUCACCAUUCGCUCGUCAGACUCAAAGCACCAGAGCGAAGCCAAUCUGACCAUUUUGGUGGAGGACGUGAAUGACAACACUCCCGCCUUCACCCAAGACUUGUAUCAGGUGACGGUGUCGGAGCACCUCCCAGCCGGAAGUGCAGUCAUCACAGUGACAGCCAUGGACUCUGACUCUGGGGAGAACGGAAAGAUCAUCUACAGGGUCAUGUCAUCGACCAGGGGGGUCUUCUCCAUCGACCCAAGCAAUGGUACGCUUUUCGUCAACCAAAAAACAGAGUUUGAUUUUGAGAAUCCCUCCAUCCUUGUGGUUGUGGAGGCUCGAGACCAAGGCACUCCAUCACUCUCCUCCGUGGCCACCGUCCAAGUCCAAGUGUCCGAUAUCAACGACAACACCCCCAUCUUUCACCAGUCAGAGUACAGAGCUCAUGUGUCCGAAGACCAACUUCCCGGCUCCACGGUUCUCACCUUAGAGGCAGUGGACGGAGACCUGUCGCGGGACAACUGUGGUUUUGAUUUUGCCAUUGCCAGUGGCAACUUGGGUAAUGCCUUCCAGAUUGAGAGCAGUGUGCGCUUCUUGGAAGGGAAAGGGUUCCAGACAGUCGGAAGCCUUAUCCUGGUGGAGGAGCUGGAUUUUGAAGCUGUGUCGAGUUAUAACCUGACUAUUGUGGUAUCAGAUCGUGGCAUCCCCCAGCAUAGCUCCAGCGUGCCCGUGCUGAUCAGCGUUACUGACGUCAACGACAACCCUCCAGCUUUCAGCAGGGGAGAGUACAGUGUGGUAGUAAGCGAGAGUGCCGCUACAGGGACAGAAGUGCUGCACCUGUCCGCCACUGAUCCUGACUCAGCUCCCAACGGGAAAGUUCAGUACUCAAUAAGCUCAGGGGACAAGACCAGCCUUUUCCAGGUAGACCAGUGGACGGGGGCGCUGAAGCUAAAGCGACCUCUGGGCAGUGAGAGCCAGUUGUCCCACAUGAUUGUUGUCCAAGCUACGGACGGCUUGGGACACUACGCCUUUGCUCCAGUCAGCAUCGACGUGAAGGAUACCAAUGACCACCGGCCCUUCUUUCCCCUCAAUCAAGUAACGGCUAGCAUCAGGGAAAACCAACCCAAGAAUGCCUUAGUCACCAUGAUGCAUGCCAUCGACCACGACAGAGGGGUUUUUGGAAAGUUGAAGUACUACAUUGUAGAAGACUCUAAAGAUGGAACAGAGGCCUUCUUCAUGAACCAAACAUCUGGAGAAGUACGCACCCGCUCUACUUUUGAUUUUGAGAAGGUCAACUCCUUCAGUUUCACGGCUGUAGCCAUGGACGCCGGCAACUAUUCUGCUACGGUCACAGUGCAAGUUUACGUCACAGGGGAGGAUGAGUAUGAUCCUGUUUUUACCUCCCCUGAAGUCUCACUCAACGUGCCUGAGGGUGCAAAGAAAGGCGACGUCAUCGGCAAAGUGCAAGCCAGAGACGAGGACGGAGGCCUGGAUGGCGUGGUCCUGUACUCGCUGGCUGGCAGUUCGCCUUAUUUCGAGGUCAAUAAAUCCACUGGUGCGAUAUUUUUGAAAAUGGACAGCUACGGCAGACACGUGAGCCGCUCUAAAAGAGAAGUACGCCUCAUGGCGCUGGACGUGACCGCUCACAGCCCCCUCCGCACCUCACGCACGGCGGCAGUCAAAGUGACCGUGGACGUGACCCACACCUCGUUUGGCCUGACCACGGACAUGAACAUGCUGCUUGUGAGCGUCAUCGCGGUCUCACUCGGCACGGUCGUCAUACUGAGCAUAAUUGCCGUGGCGCUCUUUUUUGUCAAACUGCGGCGCCGGAGGAAGGAGCAUAAACGCCGUGGGCGGAGCAAGGCGUCGGGCACCCUGCUGCACAAGUUUGAGGAGACAAAAAUAGCGGCAAGUGAAAUUAUUUACCAUCAGGCCCUCCCCGGAUAUACGGCUGACCAGAGCAGCGGGAGCAGCAACGGGGGUCCGUACACCCGGGGGGGAUCCCUGGACCCCUCCCACUCGAGCGGUCGCGGCUCCGCGGAGGCCGAGGCGGCGGAGGACGACGAGAUCAGGAUGAUAAACGAAUACCCUCGCGUGUCUAGCAUCUCCUCCUCCAUGCAGGAGCGCAUCUCGGCCCGAGGUCCGGACUCCGGGAUCCAGCAGGAUGCGGAUCAACUGUCGGACGUGUCUUGCGAGCCUUCUGUUGAUUGGUUCAAAGGGAAGAAAAGGGGAAGCCUGAAUGGUUCUCUGCUCGCCGGCCAGGUUCCAGCCUACAGAGAUGAAGGCGGGGGCUACGUGGGCAUGGGAAGGGGGCUCAGCAUCUCCCAUCAUAAGGACUACUCGUUCCCCGAGGACGGGAAGCCUGCCGUGGAUGGCUCUUUGACGGCCAUCGUGGCCAGUGAUGAGGAGCUGAGGGGCAGCUACAACUGGGACUACCUGCUGAACUGGUGCCCCCAGUUCCAACCCUUAGCCAGCGUCUUCACUGAGAUAGCACGUCUCAAGGAUGAAACCGCCCCGCCACACCCUCGAAGGUCCUUCCACCACAAAAGCAAAGCGGAGUCAAGAAUCGAUCCCCCGCCACUUAUAACCUGCGUAGCCCACCCUGGGGCAAAAACUGUACCACCCAAGCCGGCCGUGGGGCGGAUGUACCCUCACCUGUCUUCUUUCCGGAGAUCUCCCCUCAGCAGCGACGGGUCCAUCUGCUCGGUGGCCAUGUCGCCGAGUUUCUCCCCGUCACUGUCGCCGCUGGCGGCGCGCUCUCCCGCCGUCACGCCCUUCAGCGUCUCGCAGGGCCCCUCGGCGUCCAUCAUCAGCGCCACAGAACACAACCUGGAGCACAUUGAUGAAGCGGAGCUGAGGAUUUAAACUAUAGAAACUGAAUCCCUAACCCCAGGACUUCGCGGCCACAACGUCGGGUCAGUUCCGUUCCUUUAGCGACCAAACUGAGGGGCUUGAUUAGGACAAACUGACCCGGGGACCAACAGCUGUUGGUCAGUGUGCACAUUCAAACAGGAUCCAUACAUGAUGUCAAUAUUUUGUAGAAAAAUACUGUUUAUAUUUUUAUACUUCUAGGGCAGAUCUGGCAUUCAAGUCUCAAAGAGUUGUUCAAAAACUCUUCCAAUAUUUGUGUACUUGUAGCUCGUACUGUAUCCUUGUUUGUACUGUAAGAGGGUUCUAAGCAGGGGUCCCGCGGGCCGAAUAGUGGACGCCGGCCGGACGUCCCAGGUUUUUUUUCUAAAUCUGUCCUGUCCAGCCGCUCUGGCAAAUCAUGUUGUUGAUGUAGAUAUCCAUGUUUGCCCUGCAGUUGUUACUUUACAAAAGACUAGUGUGGGGUACCUCUCUCGUUGCCUUAUUUCUAUUUGACUGUAUUAAAUGUUUGUCUGU